GAAAAUGCCGAAAAGAAGGUACCAGAUCAAGCACUCAUGUACAAGGAAACUCGCAAAAGGAAAGAAGGGAAGACUUAUAUGUCAUCUCAUGAGGAAACGGUUCCAGACUCAUUGAAGAGUGAACUUUUGGGAAGAUAUACCAAGAAAAGAAAACAAUCUCUUAAUUGUGGUAGUGGUGGAGUCCUGAUUCCGAAUGAAAUUAUGCAACCGUAUAGAGCUGGGAUUUUAAAAGAGACAGUAGCAGAAGUUAUGAAACUGUUGAAAGAUCAAAUUCCUUCUGAGAUACUUUCAACUAUAGCCUCAUCACUCAAAACACAAUCUUUUGAAGGCAACAAAGAGACUGGACAUUGUCAGGAUGACAUCUUUGACGAUGAUGGAGCAAAUGAUUAUGAUAAAACCAUUCAUGAAAAUGCUGAGAGAAUAGAGAAUGAAGAAGGCGAAGAAGGAGAAGAAGAAAUAGACUGA
Messenger RNA from Striga asiatica, 465 nucleotides. NCBI's taxonomy places the organism in Eukaryota, Viridiplantae, Streptophyta, Magnoliopsida, Lamiales, Orobanchaceae. The record is from the annotation of a GenBank genome assembly.